This is a messenger RNA of Closterium sp. NIES-65, 1866 nucleotides long. Lineage: Eukaryota; Viridiplantae; Streptophyta; Zygnematophyceae; Desmidiales; Closteriaceae. The record is from the annotation of a GenBank genome assembly.
AUGUGCUCUGUCCUGUCACGCCGCUCUAUCCUCCCUCCCUCCCUCCCUCCCUCCCUCCCUCCCUCCUCCCUCCCUCCCUCCCUCCCUCCCUCCCUCCCUCCCUCCCUCCCUCCCUCCCUCCCUCCCUCCUCCCUCCCUCCUCCCUCCCUCCCUCCCUCCCUCCCUCCCUCCCUCCCUCCCUCCCUCCCUCCCUCCCUCCCUCCCUCCCUCCCUCUUCCCUCCCUCCCUCCCUCCCUCCCUCCCUCCCUCCCUCCCUCCCUCCCUCCCUCCCUCCCUCCCUCCCUCCCUCCCUCCCUCCCUCCCUCCCUCCCUCCCUCCCUCCCUCCCUCCCUCCCUCCCUCCCUCCCUCCCUCCCUCCCUCCCUCCCUCCCUCCCUCCCUCCCUCCCUCCCUCCCUCCCUCCCUCCCUCCCUCCCUCCUCCCUCCCUCCCUCCCUCCCUCCCUCCCUCCUCCCUCCCUCCCUCCCUCCCUCCCUCCCUCCCUCCCUCCCUCCCUCCCUCCCUCCUCCCUCCCUCCCUCCCUCCCUCCCUCCCUCCCUCCCUCCCUCCCUCCCUCCCUCCCUCCCUCUCUCCCUCUUUCUCUCUGUGGAAUGACGCGCAUAGGAAUGCAGCAAGCGAUGCGCUCGGAAGACCUUGGGAGAGGGGCAGUCCAUGCACUCCACUCCUCUCCAUACCUCUUACACCCCUCUUCACCUGUCUCCACCGCUCUCGACCCCCAGGUGGCUCCACGUGUGUUCACAGCAAACGAAUCGCCUCCGGAUCAAAAGAUCCCUUUUCACCACGAGAUGGCGCAGGUACCUGAAUACCCAACCCGCCUCCUCUUCUUCUGCCAGGUGCCCCCAGCAACCGGAGGCGAGACCCCCAUCCUGCCCUCCUGCGAGCUCACCAGGCGCCUGGCUGUGAAGCACCCCUCGUUUAUAGCACAGCUGCGGGCCAAGGGGCUGCUGUAUGUGCGCGUGCUGCCAGAGGAGGACGAUCCGAGCAGUGCCAUUGGGAGGGGGUGGAAGUCGACUUUCCUCACUGACAGCAGGGAGGAAGCUGAAGAGAAGGCCAAGGGGCUGCUGUAUGUGCGCGUGCUGCCGGAGGUGGAUGACCAGAGCAGUGCCAUUGCGAGGGGAUGGAAGUCGACAAUUCUGACCCAAGACAAGGCUGAAGCAGAGGAGAGGUGGGUCAUGGGAGGUGUGGUGGGGAGGGGGUCAGAAACUCAAUCUCUUCUGGCUGGCAAAGAGAGUGAAGCUGGAGUGGCAGGCGGGCGGCAGCGUUCGGACCGCUUGCACCUGCCACCCACCUCCAACCCCCCUCCCACCCUCACUCUCACCUGGCUUCACUCUCCCCCCCCUCCCCUCUCCCCCUUCUCCGAUCCCCCCUCCCCCUCUCCCCCUCUCCCCCUCUCCCCCCUCACCUCUCCCCCUCUCCGCCCUCCCCUCUCCCCCUUCUCCCCCCUCUUUCCCCCCUCCCCUCUUUGCCCCCCUCUCCCCCCUCGGUGCUUCAUGUUGCUCGCCCCCGAACCUAACACUCCCCUCGCCCCCGAACCUAACACUCCCCUCGCCCCCAAACCUAACACUCCCCUCGCCCCCGAACCUAACACUCCCCUCGCCCCCGAACCUAACACUCCCCUCGCCCCCGAACCUAACACUCCCCUCGCCCCCGAACCUAACACUCCCCUCGCCCCCGAACCUAACACUCCCCUCGCCCCCGAACCUAACACUCCCCUCGCCCCCGAACCUAACACUCCCCUCGCCCCCGAACCUAACACUCCCCUCGCCCCCGAACCUAACACUCCCCUCGCCCCCGGACCUAACACUCCCCUCGCCCCCGGACCUAACACUCCCCUCGCCCCCGAACCUAACACUCCCCUCUCCCCCUAA